Sclerotinia borealis F-4128 is the source of this 429-nucleotide messenger RNA. NCBI's taxonomy places the organism in Eukaryota, Fungi, Ascomycota, Leotiomycetes, Helotiales, Sclerotiniaceae. The record is from the annotation of a GenBank genome assembly.
AUGUCGGAAACAACUAAGCUUACUCCUGCCGACGCCGAACUAUUGUGGUGUAUAGUCAAGCAGAUUUCAAAGUCUAAACUCAAUGAGCUUGUUGAAUGGGAUGUCAUUGGAACGCAGCUGGGUGAUCUGAGUAACGCUGCUGUUGACAAGCGGUUUUCACGUUUGAAGAUUAAAAUGCGCGAGAAUAGUGAGGUUGGUGACACAGGAGCGGCGAGCAAAUAUGUCACAGAGGAGGUUACAAUCGGAGGCGAGGCCGGUGUCGAUGGUCAGAAAGCCGCCACGAAAGAGACAGGCGUUGAAAAGGUUGCAACCAAGCGCAGUCGUAAAACUCCUGUCAAGGAUAAGGGUUUCACAGGAAAGGGCAAGGGUGCCAAGGGUGCCAAGGGCAGGACUACUUGGGAAAGUGUCAAGGAUGGUCUGGAUGAUUAG